Molecule: messenger RNA, 999 nt
Organism: Rubroshorea leprosula
Lineage: Eukaryota; Viridiplantae; Streptophyta; Magnoliopsida; Malvales; Dipterocarpaceae
Source: the annotation of a GenBank genome assembly
GCAGAGAUGAUGAAAGAGCUUCUGCCUGUUUCAUUGAUGGUUUUAUUCGAAAGUUGGGUGAUGGUUCAAAAACUAGAUUUUGGAAGGAUGUUUGGCUAGGCAACUCUCCUCUUAUGGCUGAUUUCCCUCGCCUUUUCAACCUCACUCGAAGCAAGGAUCUAUUAGUUGCCAACUUAAAGCAACCCAACACAGAUGGAUGGGCCUUUCAAUGGCGCAAGCCUCCCUUUGGCAAGGAAUUGGACGAGCUUGGGGUGCUGGAAAAUAUUAUGGAAAAGGUGUUCAUCCCAUAUGAUAGAGCUGAUCAAGUUACAUGGAAACACAACCUGGUGGGAUACUCUACAAAACAUGCUUACAGGUUCCUUGAGAUCUCCCCAUCAUGUCUUGACAAAAGCUACUGUAAGAUUAUUUGGAGUCCAUUCACACCAUCCAAAGUCAGUAUUUUUGCUUGGCGCCUCUUCUUAAAUCGACUUCCUACCAAGGACAACCUAAUAAUUCAUGGUGUUGACCUGGCUUCCAACCCAAAUUGUGUCCUUUGUGGGGAUUACAUAGAAGACCUCAAUCAUAUCUUUGCCACUUGCCGUUGUUCUCAAAAUGUCUGGAAGUGGGUUUGUUGCUGGUGGGGGGUUCCUUUUAUUCCUACUGCAAAUGCUCCCUUGCUAAUUACCGAGCUUUGUUCACUUAUGGAUGCCAGGAAAUCAUGGAAUUGUUGGGCUCUAUCUAUUCUCACCACAGCAUGGACAAUUUGGUACUUCAAAAAUGGUAUUGUAUUCAAUAAACUAAAUUGGAAAGAAAACAACAUUUAUGGUCUAAUUCAAGCUAAAACUUUUUGCUGGAUUAAAGGAAAAUCAAAAUCUGCAGUGUUUAGUUUUGGUGAUUGGUGUCAAUUUCCAAAUCUUUGUGCUGAUGGCAUUUAGACUACAAAAUGUAACUCUUGUCUUCUCAUUUCUUUUGUAAGGGUGAGUGCCCCUUGUACUAUUUUAAUAAAUUUUGAUUCAUAAA